UGGAAGUCAAGAUUCAAUAAAGUUAAGACUUCCCCUGAAUAUUUUCACAUGGCUGAUGGAUCUAGAAGACUAACUGAAAUGAUGAACACACAGAGUAGUGUCAGAGCUGUAAUUUCUAGCAGUUAUGGAAUACAUGGUCUGGAGCUGCCGUACGAGGGAGAUGAUAUCAGCAUGUUCAUAAUUUUGCCUGAGCAAUCUCAUGCAACAGCAGUACAAGAUUUACUGAGGUCAUUAACUUAUGAACGUCUAGAGAUGAUUCUAAGUGAGAUCUUAGACAGUCCUCUGAAAAAAAUGGACGUUACUAUUCCUAAGUUCAAAACUGAGAAUAAAUAUAAUCUCGUACCGAUUUUAAAGGAGUUGGGAGCAGAUGAGUUACUUGAGUUUGUCGACCUCAGUGACUUUGUUAAAACGUUUAAAGAUUUUAAAGUGGAUAAGGCCAUCCACACCGCCAAAAUUGUUGUAGAUGAGCAAGGCACGGAGGCGGUGGCUGUUACAGUAGUGAAGGCAACCAUAACCCGUUCAUAUAUGCGGGAACACUAUCCAGUAUUUCGAGCAGAUAGGGCUUUUUUGUAUUUUAUUUAUAAUACUGUAACGAGGACGCUGCUAUUUUCUGGGGUUUUUAACUCUCCAUAAAUACGCAUAGCCGUAACAAAUUUUUUUAAUUAUGUUUUAAUAGUUUAAUAUUGUAAAAGUUUAUAUGAAUGUAGAUUCAUGAAAAUUAAUUAAAUUAUUGUAAAUAUUUUUGUUACGCUCAUUAUUUUAUUAACACUUGAAGAUGGAUUAAAUUUUCUGUGAAAAUAUAUGUUAACUUCACAAAAA
This is a messenger RNA of Homalodisca vitripennis (glassy-winged sharpshooter), 819 nucleotides long. RefSeq names its product serpin B6-like. Gene Ontology annotation, molecular function: serine-type endopeptidase inhibitor activity. Bases 49 to 633 code for a protein of 194 amino acids. The transcript is spliced from 3 exons. The record is from RefSeq and is a predicted model, not a curated record. Lineage: Eukaryota; Metazoa; Arthropoda; Insecta; Hemiptera; Cicadellidae.